Papaver somniferum (opium poppy) is the source of this 1329-nucleotide messenger RNA. RefSeq lists its product as uncharacterized. The transcript is spliced from 3 exons. Gene Ontology annotation, molecular function: DNA binding. The coding region runs from base 1 to 1329 and encodes 442 amino acids. Lineage: Eukaryota; Viridiplantae; Streptophyta; Magnoliopsida; Ranunculales; Papaveraceae. The record is from RefSeq and is a predicted model, not a curated record.
AUGGCUAGCCAGCCUGCAACUAAGAAAUCCAGAAAGAAAGAUCCAGCUUGGAAAUAUGGUACUGAAGUUCAAGGUCCACUUAUUAGAGGAAGACAUGUUUCAUACGCGACAUGCAAGUUCUGUGAUAAGAGAGUACCAGGAGGAAUUAGUAGGUUCAAAAGUCACAUAGGACAGACACAUAAGGAAGUUUCUGCAUGUCCUAAUGUACCUCCAGAAGUUACACAAGAAAUAUUAACUCAACUGCUUCAUGAUGAAGGAUCAAAAGCAAUAGAACAACAAAACUUUCAAUAUUUGGUUAAUGGAGGAUCGCAUUAUCAUGCUCAAACAGAGUCUACAUAUAAUCAUAUGGUAGGAUCUGAACCAACUCCUACUGCUACUAGUGAUCGUGGAAUAAGAGGUCCCAUGGAUAGUCCUUAUUUUGUCAAUAUGGUUAGAUCGGUAGGAGAAUAUGGUCGUGGGUUAAAACCACCUUCUAUGUACGAGUUGAAUUCUUGGGUUCUUAAAGAAGAGGUCAAAUUAACAAACGAUAUGGUCGACAAUGCCAAGAGAACAUGGGCAGAAAAUGGAGUCACCAUAAUGUCUGAUGGUUGGACAGACAUUAGAAAGAGACAAUUGAUCAAUUUUCUUGUCAAUACCCCGGAUGAAACUGUUUUUUUGAAGACAAUUGAUGCAUCAAAGCAUGUCAAAGAUGCGGGAAGGUUAUUUCAGAUGCUUAAUGAGAUAGUUGAAGAGGUAGGAGAGGAACAUGUGGUGCAAGUUGUUACAGAAAAUGUUGUUGCAUACAAGGCUGCUGGAGAUUUGCUAAUGCAAAAAUGGAGGAGAUUAUAUUGGACACCAUGUGCUGAAUAUUGCAUUGAUCUAAUUCUUGAGAAGCUAUUUGAGGAAGGCAGUGAAAAAGAUUAUAAUGAGGGAUGCGAACUUCUGUCCUGGAUUGGUAUAUUCAUUAAAGGCUACAAAACUCUAGUUGGUAUCUUACGACUUGUAGAUUCAGAAGCAACUCCAGCGAUGAGAUUUAUAUACGGUGCAAUGGACAAGGCCAAAGAAGAGAUAGCAAGAAACUUCGGCAAUGAAGAACCGAAGUAUAAGGAUAUUUGGGAAAUCAUCGAUGAAAAUUGGGAUUUCCAAAUGCAUAAAGACCUCCAUGAUGCGGGCUACUUUCUGAAUCCACAAUUUCAGUACGAAGAAAAUGUUUCAAAUCAUCCUGAAAUAAAAAGUAGCAUUGACAACUGUAUGGAAAAACUAUUGCCUAGAGAAGAUGUAGUUGAAGCUCACAUGGAUCUUGACAAGUAUUUGAAUAAGGAAGGACACUUUGGACGUCUUGAGGCAUAG